Messenger RNA from Gastrolobium bilobum, 1784 nucleotides. Its product is annotated as spermidine hydroxycinnamoyl transferase-like. The transcript has a single exon. Bases 76 to 1449 code for a protein of 457 amino acids. NCBI's taxonomy places the organism in Eukaryota, Viridiplantae, Streptophyta, Magnoliopsida, Fabales, Fabaceae. The record is from RefSeq and is a predicted model, not a curated record. Gene Ontology annotation, molecular function: acyltransferase activity, transferring groups other than amino-acyl groups.
UAUAUAUAUAUAUAUAUUGCAAGACGCAGAGCAAAGCAAUGAAGCAUAUACCACAUCAAGGCUAUAAGCACAAAUAUGGUGACCAUUACAGCUUCUCACACUGUCAUUCCAAAUCAGUCAACUCCCAAGACUCGUUUAUGGCUUUCUGAUAAUGACCAUGUCGUGCGUCUAGGUCAUACACCCAUUAUCUACGUUUACAAAGCAAAACACAACCACGAAGCCAUUGAGAGGAUGAGAACCUCGCUCACCGAGAUUUUAGUGCAUUACUAUCCAGUAGGUGGUAGAUUGAGUUGGAUUGAAGAACGUGGUAGAUUGGAAUUGGAUUGUAAUGCAAAGGGAGUGAUAUUGCUUGAAGCUGAAACCACAAAAACAUUGGAUGAAUAUGGAGAUUUUUCACCCACUUACCCCAUCAAGGACCUUAUUCCAACCAUUGAUUAUACUCAACCUAUUGAGGAGCUGCCCUUGCUGCUGGUCCAACUCACAACAUUCCAUAGAGACCAAAGCCUUGCCAUGGGUGUUGCUAUCUCUCAUAUUUUGUUUGAUGGGGUUGCUACUAUUCAAUUCAUAAACUCAUGGGCAAAGCUGGCUCGUGGGGAUACAUUAGACCCUGAUGAAAUGCCAUUUCUAGAUCGAACAAUACUCAAAUUCCCACACUCACCAUUAGCACCACGCUUUGAUCACCCUGAGUUGAAGCCUCCCCCACUCAUACUAGGAACCUCUGAUUGCACUAAUGAGCAAAAGAAGAAAACAACAGCUGCAUCAUUGAAACUGACAUCAGAGGAAGUGGAGAAGCUGAAGAAGAAGGCCAAUGAUCAAUCCCAGAAAGAUGGGUCAAGACCAUAUAGCAGAUAUGAAGCUAUUGCUGCACAUAUAUGGAGAUGUGCAUCUAAGGCUCGUGAACUUGAUGACAAUCAACCAACUCUGGUUCGGUUCAAUGCUGAUAUUCGCAGUAGACUGAAUCCACCUCUGCCUAGUAAUUAUUCUGGGAAUGCUUUGGCAAGAACAGUGACAUCAACAUGCUAUGUUGGAGAACUUAUAUCAAAUCCUUUGAGCUAUGCAGCACAGAUGAUACGGGAAUCAGUUGAGUUGCUUACAAAUGAGUACAUAAGGUCACAACUAGAUGUUAUUUUGGGCCAGGAGGUACUAGAUUGCUUAAGGGCUUUCGUCUUGAGACAAGGAGAACUUAUGAUAGCCCCAUUUUCUGGGAAUCCUAAUCUUCAUCUCACAAGCUGGAUGAGCAUGCCUAUGUAUGAAGCUGAUUUUGGGAGGGGAAAGCCUGUGCAUUUUGGUCUAGGAUAUGUGUCUCCACAUGACAGGGCAUUGAUUAUUCCAAGCCCAGAUGGGGAUGGCUCUGUUAUUGUGUCUAUGCACUUCCAGAUGGCACAUAUGCAACUUUUCAAGAAGUUCUUCUACGACGAUAUAUGUGUUGGCGUGCGUUCCUCCCUUUAAUGCUAACAGCUAUACAUCCACUUCUCACGACAACUGUCUUCGGCUUGUUGAGUGCAAGUUUUACAUGUGCUCUGCAAUUUCCUAUUUCCAAUAAAUUUACUACAGCAAAGAAAAAAAUAUGACUUCAUUUAUGGAUUGUCGACAUCGGUGUCAUGUAAACGUUUACAUGGAGAUUCUAGAUGAAUUGAGAUCGCUGUAAUUCAUCUCAUAACAAACAAUCAAGGAAAUGAAAGGAUAAUAAUAAAUCAGGAUACUGCUGAAGAAAAUUAAAAAUAAUAAUAAUUUGGAUACAUUGCAAAAAAUUUCAUAUUAUUUUUUCAUUUUGUAGGAUAAAU